CUGUUAAAUGCAUAAAUUCCAUUGCCACAUCCUCAAGUCAGAUCCCAAUCAGAUUUCCCUCAUUUGACUAACAGAAAUGGACGCCAUAGACAACGUCUUCGAUCCCCUGAGAGAGUUCGCCAAGGACAGCGUCCGCCUCGUCAAGCGCUGCCACAAGCCCGAUCGCAAAGAGUUCACUAAGGUGGCCUUCCGUACGGCUAUAGGAUUUGUGGUGAUGGGAUUUGUUGGUUUCUUCGUGAAAUUGAUAUUCAUUCCUAUCAAUAAUAUCAUUGUUGGAUCUAGUUAGAUCAGGUCACAUUGAUAGCUGGCGUGGGGACAUGGUCAUUCACUAACUUGAUUACAAUGUCCAGGGAAAAAUUACAAUGUAGUGGAAAGGAAUAUUGUUGGUGUUGAUGUUGAUUUCAUUAUUUGUAUGUCUGAGACUAUGACAACAAGGAUAUCACGUGAUGUUUCUGAUCAUUUUUAGUUGGUAGCCUGAUUGGACCCUUUUCUUCUGCUUCA
Messenger RNA from Hevea brasiliensis (rubber tree), 501 nucleotides. RefSeq names its product protein transport protein Sec61 subunit gamma. The coding region runs from base 77 to 286 and encodes 69 amino acids. Gene Ontology annotation, molecular function: transmembrane protein transporter activity. Gene Ontology annotation, biological process: protein targeting; post-translational protein targeting to membrane, translocation. Lineage: Eukaryota; Viridiplantae; Streptophyta; Magnoliopsida; Malpighiales; Euphorbiaceae. The record is from RefSeq and is a predicted model, not a curated record. The transcript is spliced from 3 exons. Gene Ontology annotation, cellular component: Ssh1 translocon complex; membrane.